Lentinula edodes (shiitake mushroom) is the source of this 2335-nucleotide messenger RNA. RefSeq names its product 2-isopropylmalate synthase. The record is from RefSeq and is a predicted model, not a curated record. The transcript has 8 exons. NCBI's taxonomy places the organism in Eukaryota, Fungi, Basidiomycota, Agaricomycetes, Agaricales, Omphalotaceae. Gene Ontology annotation, cellular component: mitochondrion. Bases 125 to 2092 code for a protein of 655 amino acids. Gene Ontology annotation, molecular function: 2-isopropylmalate synthase activity. Gene Ontology annotation, biological process: L-leucine biosynthetic process.
UUUCCAACAUUCCGAUUAUUUGACAAGGAGCUACAUCGAUGGGUUUUUGGUAUUUAAACUUUGAAAUUAUCGCCUUUUUCUCCAUCCCUCUUGUCCAUUUCAGUCUAUCAUACUGUCAGAAGUGAUGCCUAUGCUUUCUGAUCCUUCUUUGAAAUAUUUACCAUACCCGUCUGUUCCAUUCUCGGAUGGGUACAUCCGCCAAUGGCCAAAUAAGAGAACAACGACUUCUCCAAUCUGGCUUUCAACAGACUUGCGAGACGGGAAUCAAGCACUGGUCAACCCUAUGAGCAACGCGACCAAACUUGAACUUUUCAGAUUGCUAGUCAGAAUUGGAUUCAAGCAAAUCGAGGUUGCAUAUCCAGCAGCAGGCGACAAUGAGUUUCAGUUUGUACGCGAUCUCAUAGAAAACAACGAAAUCCCGGACGACGUCGCCAUUCAAAUUAUAACUCCAGCUCGCCCAGACUUGAUCACUAAGUCAAUUGCUUCUCUGGCCGGUGUCAAGCAUGGAAUCAUUCACCUCUAUAACGCGGUGUCGCCCGUUUUCCGCGAGGUCGUAUUUCGCAACACUAAAGAGCAAACCACUGAUUUGACCAUCAACGCUGUGAAACUUGUCAAGAAGCUGACUGAGGAGGAGACUGCUCGCUCAGGGGCUCGCUUUACCUUGAACUACUGUUUAGAGACUUUUUCGCAGACGGAGCCUGAGUUCGCUGUUGAAUUGGGUAACAGAGUCCUCAUGGAGUGGGGAAAAGCCUCCCCCGAGGAUAAGGUGUAUUUUAACCUGGCCGCAACCGUUGAGUGUGCACCAAGCAACCACUACGCUGACAUGGUCGAAUAUUUCAACAACAACAUCAACCAGCGAUCCUCCGUAUUGCUGAGCAUUCACCCUCAUAACGACAGAGGCACAGGUGUUGCUGCCACUGAAUUAGCCCUCCUCGCGGGUGGUGAUCGUGUCGAGGGUUGUUUGCUCGGGAAUGGAGAACGCACGGGGAAUGUUGACCUCAUCACCCUCGCGUUAAAUCUCUACUCGCAGGGUGUCUCACCUGGUCUUGAUUUCUCCAAUCUUCCUGAAAUCGUUCAAGUUGUCUGUCGGUGCAACGAAUCGGCAGUUCCUGUGCGCUAUCCGUAUGCCGGUACCCUGGUGUUUUCAGCGUUUGCUGGAACCCAUCAAGACGCUAUCAAGAAAGGUCUCGAUUAUCAGGCCGCGCGCUGGGAGAAGGUCGACCGAACCGGCGAAGGCAUAAAGUAUUGGGCUAUGCCUUACAUUCCCAUCGAUCCCAAAGAUAUUGGAUACGGUUAUGAGAACCUCAUCCGAGUCUCCUCACAGAGUGGGAAGGCCGGCACCGCUUACGUUAUCAAACAAACUCUCCAACUUGACCUCCCUCGUCGCAUGCAGGUCUCAUUUUAUGGUGUUGUCCAAAGUGAAUGCGAAAACUCUGGCAAAGAGAUGUCGACCGCGCUCAUUACCAACGCUUUCAAACAGAAGUACUGCUUGAGCUCUAAGCCUAUAGGCAGACUUCAUUUGCAAUCGUUGAAUAUUACUCCGCUUUCACCUCUUUCGGAAUCUUCAUCUUUGGAGUCCGACGGAACAUCCACCCCUCCUGAGCAGGGAACGAAUCUUAUUCGUUUUGAGGGACAUAUCUCUGUGGACGGUCGCAUACGCAAAAUUAUGGGCGAUGGAAAAGGGGUGUUGUCGGCAUUGUUGGAUGGACUACGAAGCGACCUUGAAUUGGAGAUCAACAUCGGAGAAAUCGUCUACCAACAUUUGGAGGGUGAUUCCACGAAGGCUGUAACUUACCUUGAAGUCAGUACCCCAGGCUCCCCUGCCUCAAAAUCCGGUGUUGGUAGUGUUUGGGGCGUCGGAAUAUCUUCUGAUUCUGCCACAUCGCAGUGUCGAGCAAUCAUCAGUGGAAUCAACGGUUUGGUAGGAGAUAGGCGAUUCCCUCGACCGAAAAUGGUCUUCACUCCUCGUAGGGACCAAUCUGCUCAGCGAUCAGAAUCCUGGCUUCGUGAUUUUACCUUUCGUGCUGGACACAGUGUUUUGCAGACACCUGAGCACGAGAGGUCAGAGCUCAUUGCUGCUUCCCCUAUAUAGACUAUGACCGAUUGACUCGACGUUUCAUUCAUAAAGAUUAGGCAGUAUAAUGUAUGCGUGUAUAUACUUACCUUCACUUAUUCGCUGUUCUUUAGACUUUCGUAUGUACUGGUGUUUGUUGAGAUGGAAAAUCAUGAUAGUUUCGAGCCAGCCACCAGACGGAUUGUGCUCACUUCAUAAUAUCUACGCGUGGCGCUUGGCUUGAAGCUGGAUUACUGUUAUAUAAACAGGAUAAGACGGGUU